GAAAGAAGAAACAGAGUGAGAACUGAGAAGUGAGUACAGAUUAGGGUUUCUGAGUGCGGCUCUCAUUCUGCGACUCUGCAACUUUCGCCGUUAACCCCCUUCACGCGUCACAAUGGCUGAACAAGGAAACCGUUUCUGGAAAUCCAUUGGCCUUGGAUUUAAGACUCCCAGGGAUGCCAUUGAAGGAACCUAUAUUGACAAGAAAUGCCCCUUUACCGGAACUGUUUCCAUCCGUGGCCGAAUCUUAGCUGGAACUUGUCACAGUGCUAAGAUGAAUAGGACUAUCAUUGUUAGGAGGAAUUAUCUUCAUUUUAUCAAGAAGUAUCAGAGAUACGAGAAAAGACAUUCGAAUAUUCCUGCACAUAUAUCACCCUGCUUCCGUGUGAAGGAAGGAGAUCAUGUUAUUAUUGGCCAAUGCAGGCCACUUUCAAAGACGGUGAGGUUCAAUGUGUUGAAAGUGAUCCCAGCUGGAUCUUCAAGUGGUGCAAAGAAGGCAUUUGCUGGAAUUUGAGAUUUGAUUCAGUUUUUUGUUGAAGGAUAAUGUUAUCUUAUUAGUUAGUAAAACUGAUUCCUGGAAGAUUAUCAUAUAAAGAUAUGAUCAAUUUUGGAUUUCCUUUAAGAUUAUGUUUGUGAAUGACCAAGUGUUAUCCUUUUAAAUUUAUCAA
Arachis duranensis is the source of this 665-nucleotide messenger RNA. Its product is annotated as 40S ribosomal protein S11. Lineage: Eukaryota; Viridiplantae; Streptophyta; Magnoliopsida; Fabales; Fabaceae. Gene Ontology annotation, biological process: translation. Gene Ontology annotation, cellular component: ribosome; cytosolic small ribosomal subunit. Gene Ontology annotation, molecular function: structural constituent of ribosome. The record is from RefSeq and is a predicted model, not a curated record.